Exserohilum turcica Et28A is the source of this 1820-nucleotide messenger RNA. RefSeq lists its product as uncharacterized. Lineage: Eukaryota; Fungi; Ascomycota; Dothideomycetes; Pleosporales; Pleosporaceae. The coding region runs from base 1 to 1560 and encodes 519 amino acids. Gene Ontology annotation, molecular function: oxidoreductase activity; molybdenum ion binding. The transcript is spliced from 5 exons. The record is from RefSeq and is a predicted model, not a curated record. Gene Ontology annotation, cellular component: mitochondrion.
AUGGCGCCCGCUGAACCUAAUGCAAAACCUUUCGAGCUUUUGACUGCCGAUGAACCCGAGUUCCUAGAAGAGAGAGAUGGAUGGAAGGGGUACAUUGAGUGGGAGAGGUAUCCGGAGAAGAAGAAGAAAGCAGCAGAGAUCCUGGCCCAAUAUGACUUCCCCGUACCACCCGAAUUUCAACUGGCGCCACUCCCAGACACGAAUCCUGUGCUCGAAGGUGUACGCUGGAAAUACUACCAUUACGCCAUGGGAAAGACACUGAAAGACAUACCGGCCAUCUCGUGGGAUUACGUCAAGAAGGAGAAGAGUGAAGAUAUGAUACACGUCUUGCAGUUCCCUUACAACGGCGAGCCACCACGUAAGCGAUUGGUAGAGAACGAGAUUACCAGCAACAAAGAUCACUUCAUCCGGAAUCACGGUGGUGUCCCUGAGAUUGACGCUAAUAAGUACUUCUUCGAGGUUGAAGGUCUUGUCGAUACGCCCAAAAAGAUUACUUUGAAGGAACUUCAGGAUGAAAGCAUAUUCCCUCGCAUGAAUACCUGCGUUACCCUACAAUGCAGUGGCACACGCCGUAUUGAACAAAUCCAUGACUACCCUGGAGAUGGAGACGAACUCAUCAAUGCGCCCUGGGGUGAGGGCGCCAUUGGCACCGCCAGGUACACAGGCGUCAGUCUGAAGAAGGUCCUCAAGUACUGUGGUAUGAAGCCAGAGGGAAAGCAUGUGGAGUUUUUCGGUGCCGACACGUAUUUCAAGAAAGGACAGGUAUAUAACUAUGCCGUGUCAGUGCCGACACGCAAGGUUAAGCUGAACGAAGUCAUCCUUGCCUGGGAGAUGAAUGGCGAGCCGUUACCUGCGAUCCACGGAUUCCCGCUCCGUGUAGUGGUGAUGGGCUACAUUGGAGCAAGGAGCUGCAAAUGGCUGACACGCAUCAACGUCAUCGACGCUCCUUCCAUGGCGCCAGUUCAGAUGAAGGAAUACCUAUAUUAUACUCCGCAAAAGGGCAAGCAAAAUGUGACGUACAGCAAUGGGUUUAGCAUUCAGAAGAUGCCAGUGUCUAGUGCUAUCAUGACACCAGUCGACAAAGAUGUCAUCAUCCACGAUGGAAAAAUCCGCAUGACUGGUUGGGCCUACAGUGGGAGUGGUUGGCCAGAACGAGUCGAAGUCAGCAAUGACGGUGGUGGAGUUUGGUACGAAGUGCCGCAUGAAAAUAUGAGCAAGAAGUAUUAUCACGCCUGGCGCACCUGGUGGAUUGAUAUUCCGGUUGAUGCAGAGGGAUGGCUCGAGUUUUGUGUGCGCUGCUGGGAUGAUGCUUUGAAUACCCAACCAACAUUCGUACGAAGUGCAUGGAACUGGGAUCUUCACGUAACCUCGUCGUGCCACCGCGUCAAGCUUUACAGCGUCAACAGCACUAAGCCAGCAACUGCCCGGCGUCUCAAGCAGCUUGAGGAGCACGGGGCGUCGAUCAACCCUAUCACCAGGCCCCUGCCAUUCGAUCUUGAAACAAAUGAAGAGUACUUGGAAGAAAUGAGGAAACGUGGAGGUCGUGAUCCCGAUGAGUAAUGUGCAAUGCAGUCAUCAAGCCAAGGUGUUUGGCAAGAAUAGUCAUACGUUUAGGAAUCCCAGAGAUUCUCCCUAGCCAGUCAGGGCUGCUGUUCAUUUGAUGUAUUCCUGAGUGAGCAGUAAUGCUGGCUGGAUAGUAAGCAUAUGUGGAUGUGGCGUCGCUGAGACAGUUACACAGCCUUAGUUUAGGAGUGGGGUAAACCCUCAUGAUAUACAGAAAGUGUGUACUAUGCACCAUACCAUUCAAUACGAUAAACACA